Bactrocera tryoni is the source of this 1816-nucleotide messenger RNA. RefSeq names its product islet cell autoantigen 1 (gene ICA69). The record is from RefSeq and is a predicted model, not a curated record. NCBI's taxonomy places the organism in Eukaryota, Metazoa, Arthropoda, Insecta, Diptera, Tephritidae. The coding region runs from base 93 to 1346 and encodes 417 amino acids. Gene Ontology annotation, biological process: regulation of transport. Gene Ontology annotation, cellular component: Golgi apparatus. Gene Ontology annotation, molecular function: protein domain specific binding. The transcript has 4 exons.
GCGCCGUUGAAAUAGCUUCAUUCAAUGACAGUCAAUCAGCGAAUUUUCACAUCGACAAAGAAAAUAUAUAUUUUUGCUAAAAACCAACAGCUAUGCUGCAUCAUCAAUUCUGGAUAACAAAAAAAACGGUGCAGCGUAAACUUGGCACCAAGGAAGAUGCACACAUUAUCUCAUCUGAUGCUGAUCUCGAUGCAAAGAUUGAGGUUUACAAGUCAAUAGCAAGCACCAGCUUCGAAUUGGGAAAAAUCAUUGACCAGCUGCAAGAAAGACUGUGCAUACUGUCGCAGGAGGAGUGUGUUUUCGGCCGGUUCCUUAAAGAAGCUGGGAAACGUAGCAAAACCACUGGCCAAAGCAUAACAAAUACGGGCAAAGCAGUUUCAUACAGUGGGCAACAGCGUAUGUGUGUUCGCGUGCCAUUGCUAAGGCUGCAUCAUGAAGUGGAAGUAUUUCGCAGUAGAGCUGUUUGCGAUACCCAGGCGACGCUCCAGAUUAUGGAAAAAGAGCGCACCGAGUAUCGUGCUGCACUUUCGUGGAUGAAGUCAGCCAGCACGGAGUUGGAUCCAGACACCGGUAAAGGUCUAGACAAGUUUCGCACAGCACAGACCCAUGUGCGUACAGCCAAGCGUAACUUCGAUAGUCUCUCGAUGGAUUCGAUACAAAAAAUUGAUUUGCUGGCUGCGGCUAGAUGUAAUAUGUAUUCACACGCAUUGGUUUCAUACAUGAGCGAAUUAAAGGAGUUUGCACAAAAGACGUCCAGCACAUUCGAGACAAUAUCAAAGUCUUUGCUACAGAAACCCAAAUAUGAUUUUUGUGUGCUCAAGGAGUUGACACAAAACGAAGGCAGGGUCGAUGCGGACAAGAUUGAUGACAUCGUAGCCUUGGAUAAAGAUCAAUCAUUAUUUUUUGAAAGUGAAUACAGCGAUGAAAAGGAUAGUAAAAGUCAAACCCAAGCAAAUAACACUGAUAUAUUGGACACGGCUGUAACGAACGACAAUACGCUUAUUGAACUGACAGCAAAUGCUGAUGAUGAGUUUUUAAUACCAAUCGAUACUAUUGACCACAAUAACGCAGUUACUCAACAAAGUAUAUGGUCUGGCCUUUGGCCACUUGGUCAUUCCAUAGGUCAUAGCAACAAUAAUGUUAAAUCAAUGGCAAACGAGAAAACUAUUUUGGAUUUAACGCAACACAAUUUGAAAAUGAAUAAAAAUACAAUCGACGAUUCUGUCUCAAAAACAGCGAAGUCGAGUAAUUGGAUGGAUCUUUUCGCAGAAUUAGAUCCUUUAGCUAAUCCAGAGGCAUUUGAUUUGAAGCUAAGCGGUGGUCGUUUGAAUUCGCAACAAAUUUAAGUUCAUUUACAUAGCACAUUUAAUAUGCGCAUGAAAAUUCAAAUAUAAAAGUAUGUUUGUAUAUUGUCACAAGAACGGAAUGACUUAAAAAGUUUUUAGCUUACUUUAAUUUUUGUUAAAGAAUGUAUAUUAUUUCUCAAUUUUUAGGCCCUGAACAGGGUAUAUUAAGUGUGCCACGAAAUUGGUUACACCCAGAAAAAAUGCAGGAGAUCCCAUAAAGUAAAGAUUUAAAUGAUCGGUUUGAAAUUUUACACACGUCAUUUUCCCUCCAAGAAGCUGCUCAUUUGUUGGAACGACUAUAGCAUUUAGCUGCCGUACAAACUGAUUGAUCAAAGUCAAGUUCGAAUGUAAGGAACUUUCUGAUUUGACAAUGUCUCCUUCACGGAAUUUAGCACAGAUUAUUAUUCAAAGCAUCGCCAUAUUCUGCGAAAAAAUCAAAUCGUCCAUAAAAACUGGUCGUUCAAACUUAA